Xylaria bambusicola is the source of this 2209-nucleotide messenger RNA. Its product is annotated as amino acid/polyamine transporter I. Gene Ontology annotation, biological process: amino acid transmembrane transport. Gene Ontology annotation, cellular component: membrane. Gene Ontology annotation, molecular function: L-amino acid transmembrane transporter activity. The record is from RefSeq and is a predicted model, not a curated record. Bases 229 to 2091 code for a protein of 620 amino acids. The transcript has 4 exons. NCBI's taxonomy places the organism in Eukaryota, Fungi, Ascomycota, Sordariomycetes, Xylariales, Xylariaceae.
ACUCACGUGCCUUUUGAGCCAUCCUAUAUGCACUGGUGUCCUGCUUGCUUGUCACCCGUAACUGACCUGGCAUACGAUAUGUAAGUUUUAGUACAUACAUAGCUGGCUAUGCCAUGAUAGCAACAUCAGAUCAAACAUACCUACUGCAGUGUCGCCAAGCCCUUUUCUGAUUUUAAAACCAUGCUACAUUAGUUGGAUAACGACAUACUUAGAUAGAUAUUAGUAAGCAUGCUCUAUCCCUGUUUCCCAAUGAAACCAUGCACGACUAUGGGUCUAGCUAGGAUUGCAACAAGUAAAUGGGAAUCUUCAAAGAACCGAGAGAACAUCUCAACUGCUCUCCUAGUACACGCAUCGUUUAGGUCCCAUAUGUCCCUAGUCCCUGCGGGUGAACUGGCGGUACCACAUUGGCUAUUCCACAGCUCCUUGCUCGCUCAGAUCGCUGACAUAGUGGCUUCACAAACGAUUGGCUGUGUAACGGACCACUCUGCUGGCAUGUCAGGAACUAAUACACCGUCUUAUGGUCCACAGCGUCGUGAGACUGAUGAACAGCCAUCGGCUCAUGCACCACUUAUUCCCAGAUCGGAGAAUAGCGACGAGCUUCGACUUCCACGCAAGGGGGCGACUUUGACCCAAAUAGACUGUCUAGCACUGAUUGUCAGUCUGCAAAUUGGGUCCGGGAUCUUUUCAGCACCUAGUUUAGUUGCUCAGCAAGUCCGUUCCCCUGGAGAGGCUCUAGGUAUUUUUGUCGUGGCAGGCUUGCUCGUCUGGACUGGAGCGGCAUCGUUCGUUGAGCUGGGACUGCUUGUGCCCUCCAAUGGGGGAAUUCAGGAUUACUUACGAGCCAGCUGGGGUGAAUAUUCAGGAUAUUUGUUUUCUUGGAUAUGGGUCGGCAUAGUAAGACCAGGCGGUAAUGCAGUGAUCGCUACUAUCUUCGCCGAUUUUUUUCUCAAGGCUCUACAACCGUCUGAUCCGAUUUGGCCGUGGGCUACCAAGAUCGCGGCGCUCGGCUGUGUAGCUUUACUAACGGCCAUUAACUGUCUGGGUGCGACCGCAGGAGCAAAGGCCGCUAAUGUAUUUAUGGUGCUCAAAUUUGCUGCCCUCGGCAGCAUCGUUGCUAUCGGGUUCACAAACUACGUGCUCGGCUACGGGUAUGGAGUGCCAUCCUCGGAUACCGGAUGGUUCGGACAGGAUCCGGUAACAGAUGUAUGGGGGUCGCUUGGGAGCCUUUCUACAGCCGUGUUUGCGGCUCUAUUCUGCUAUGGCGGCUGGGAGAGUGCAGGUUUCAUCGCGGGGGACAUGAAAAACCCAGGAAAAGAUCUACCCUUGGCAAUCCAUUGGGCUAUGGCACUAGUGAUCACUGGCUUCUUCUUGAUGAAUGCGAGUCUAUACGUUUGCUUGCCUUUCGAGGUAAUCCGAGACAGCAAAACAGUUGCAGUGGAAUUUGCAAAUCGGACUAUUGGAGCAUGGGGUGGGCUCAUAUUCACCAUUGUGGUGGCUAUAUCAGCUAUGGGCGCUGUCAACGCAAAUUUGUUUGCCGUUGCGAAGCUCUGUGUAGCAGCUUCACAGCGUGCUUAUUUUCCGCCGAUACUGGCGAACUUGCAUUGUUGUGCCGCACGAGAUGAGGAAGCCUACUUUCGCCGAGCGCUGUCCUGGCCAUUCCGACCUCCUGUCUUGCUCUUCGUAAGGCUGACGCGUAGGCUACGGUGGGAACACUCUGUACCCGUGCUCGCACUGCUGUUAAACGCCAUGCUCACAUCAUUGUUCAUACUGGUUGGUAGCUUUACUGGGCUUCUCACAAUGAUAGAGAUGCUUAAGUUCUUCUGCUACAUGAUGUCAGUUAUUGGCCUAAUCAUCAUGAGACGAAGAGCUGAUGAACAAAUGCCAAAUCUAUCCCAUCCUACGUACAGGACGUACAGAACAUGGGUUGGAAAUCCAAUUAUAUUUGCGUCCGUCAGUGGAGUGUUGAUCAUCAGAGGCGCACUAUCUGCACCACUCCGAGCACCAGUGAUACUCUCCAUGGGCAUCCUAGUGUUAGCUGUGUUCUAUAGAAGUUAUAACUCCCAAUCCUGCAGGGUGCCUCGGCACACCUGAAGUCGAUUUCAGAGUUUCUUGACUACUCACAGGGCUGUUACACACAUUACUUGCCAUCGAGGCAACGCUGACACAUGUUUUGUGAACCUGGUUCAUAGUUGCCACGAAGAACUUGGCA